Molecule: messenger RNA, 813 nt
Organism: Trichomonas vaginalis G3
Lineage: Eukaryota; Parabasalia; Trichomonadida; Trichomonadidae
Product: ATP binding
Exons: 1
Coding region: 1-813 (270 amino acids)
Cellular component (GO): Swr1 complex
Molecular function (GO): nucleosome binding
Source: RefSeq, a predicted model, not a curated record
AUGACACUCUACAAGGAAGUCUUCAAGAAUAUAAGUACAGAAGCUUUCUUAACAGAAAGAAAAAGAAGAAAAUUGGCUGAUAUUUAUUUCAACACAUUGAAUUCAUCAGCAAUUUUCACUUCUUCUGGCGGUUAUUUCGCUUCCGUUGCAAGUUCCAAUCCUAACUCAUUAGUCAUUGAUAUUGGAGCAAGCUCAGGCACAGUACAAGCUGUUCUUGAUGGUGUUACAUGCAAGAACUCUGUGAAAAGAAUGAAAUUCGGAGGCGGCCAAAUUUCCUUAAAUUUGAUGAAACAAAUUUUUGGAGAUUCGCCAACACGAGCAUCUACAUAUGCUAUAGAAGGUAUCAAGAGGAAGUACUGCUAUGUUUCAACCAAUUUCGAUGAAGAAAUCAAAACUUUUUCACAAAGUGAUAUUAUUGAUGUUGGAGAUGCCGGAAAAGUAUUUAUCACAAGUGAAAGAAUUAAGGCCCCUGAAGUUUUAUUUAAUCCGAAAUUAAUUGGCUCGGACGAUGAGUCAAUUAUCCAAACAAUCAAAAGUUCUUUGAAUUCACUUUCUGAAGACGAUCGAAAUAAGGUUCUCCAAAAUGUUGUUUUGAGUGGAGGAACGACAAACAUGCCAGGAUUCAAGGAACGAUUGGAAAAGGAGCUCAAAGAAUAUCGCAAUAUUAGAUUUUAUGGUUCAGCAGAUAAUGAAUUUGCUGCUUUCCGCGGAUGCGUAACUCUAGCAAUGAAAGAUGAGUUUCCAUGGUUAUGCGUCACAAAGCAGGAAUACGAAGAAUUUGGAGAUAACAUUCUAUCAAGAUUUGAAAUUUAA